Chaetomium fimeti is the source of this 1799-nucleotide messenger RNA. RefSeq names its product glycosyl hydrolase family 76-domain-containing protein. Gene Ontology annotation, biological process: carbohydrate catabolic process; fungal-type cell wall biogenesis. The transcript is spliced from 3 exons. Bases 197 to 1684 code for a protein of 495 amino acids. The record is from RefSeq and is a predicted model, not a curated record. Lineage: Eukaryota; Fungi; Ascomycota; Sordariomycetes; Sordariales; Chaetomiaceae. Gene Ontology annotation, molecular function: mannan endo-1,6-alpha-mannosidase activity.
GCCAAGCGAAAAGAAAUGAGGCAUUGAAUCCUCCGCGGGUGUAACUAUCGAAUGUCGGAAAGGGAGCCAGUUUUGUGGUAUUUAUUCAUUACCUCCUUCUUUCAAACCCAAUCCAUGGGUCGUAAAAUCCACAAUCUUUUGUCGGUACCUAAUUUUUUGUUUUGUUUGGUCUUCUUUUUUUGUCAGGAUCGUCACAAUGCGGACAACUGUCCUUCCAUUCCUGCUCGCCGGCGCUGGCUCGGCGUUGGCCGCGCUGGAAGUCGAUUUCGAGUCAACGAGCUCAAUUAAGGCUGCCGCCAAAGAUGUGGCAUUUGACCUCAUGUCCUACUACAAGGGCAACCAGAGCGGCGAAAUCCCGGGGCUCUUCCCCAUGCCCGACGGCAAGUACGACUGGUGGGCCAACGCGCUUGUGUGGUCGACCAUGAUCGACUACUGGCGCUACACGGGCGAUGACACAUACAACAACGUAACAAUAGAGGGCCUGAUGUUCCAGCGCGGUCCGAGUCUCGAACAACCCUUCCUCCCGGCGAACUACAGCGUAUUCACUUUGAACGAGCACCAGGCUUUAUGGGGCAUAGCCGCCAUGCAGGCCGCCGAGGCUGGCUUCCCUAGCACACCCGAUGGCGCGCCGAGCUGGAUCGAGCUGGCGAAGGCCGUGUUUGAUAGUCAAGCCGCGCGCUACUCGGCCGAGGAGGCGUGCGGCGGUGGUCUGCGCAUGUCCAUAUCGACCCAAUCCGCCCUGUGGAAUAGCAAGGACACCGCAUCCACGGCCAUCUUCCUCAACCUAGGUGCGCGCCUAUAUCGGUUCACCGGCAACGAGACCUACGGCGAGUGGGUCGAGCGGGGCUGGAACUGGCUCACUGCCAUCGGGCUUGUUGACCAACAGAUGAACGUCUGGGACGUGUCCCAUGAUGGCGCGGGCUCGAAGUGGAACUGUUCCGAGUCCACUAUCAUUAAGCUCCGACUCUCCAAUCCCGCAAGCCUGCUCCUCCAGGCGGCCGCCUACAUGACCACCCAGACCCCCAAAUCCGUCGACACCGCCAACUGGCAAGCCCGCCUGCACGCCCUCACCGGCAGCACGCUCACCCACUUCUUCCCCACCACCAACACCAGCAGCCCCAACACCCUCGUCGAGCCCUACUGCGAAAGGUACCCCGAAUCAGUCUGCCACGGCCGGCCCGAGCACUUCUACAAGGGCAUGGCCAUGCGCUACGUCACGGGCGCCGCCGCGCUGGUGCCCGACUUCCGGGGGCCGGAGCACGCCGUCGCGCGCGCCCUGCGCGCGACCGCCGAGGGGGCCGCCGGGGCGUGUAAUGGCGGCGGGGGCCCGGGGGGCCAGGAGGGGCGUGAGUGUGGUUUUCGCUGGACGGGCGGGGAGGCGGCCCGCGAGGACCGUACUAAGGGGGGCGUGGUGAGGGAGUUGAAUGCGCUGGCGGCGGUUAUGGCGCCGUUGGUGGAUGGUGCGGCGGAGUUGUUGCGUGAUGGGGAGGGUGGGGAUGGUGGUGAGGAUGGUGGGGAGGAUGGGAAUGGCGGUGGUGGGGGUCAGGGAGGUGAGGGAGGUGACGGGGGUGAUGGUAAUGGGGAUGGCACGGAGGGAGGGGAUGGGAACGGAGAGAAUGCUGGCGCCUCGACCAAGGCUACCAUGGGGUUGGUGCUGGCUGGGUUGGCUGCUGCGCUGCUUUAGGGAAGAUGGCCAAAUAUACCUACCCAAGCAUAUACGGUGUCGUGUUUCGCAUUUAGGGGUGGGGGGGGUGGAACCGGGCAAGGGAGUCCGGUCCAAAACUGCUCUUAAUGAUGCC